Messenger RNA from Hyla sarda, 1349 nucleotides. RefSeq names its product sulfotransferase 6B1-like. Gene Ontology annotation, molecular function: sulfotransferase activity. Bases 25 to 930 code for a protein of 301 amino acids. Gene Ontology annotation, biological process: sulfation. NCBI's taxonomy places the organism in Eukaryota, Metazoa, Chordata, Amphibia, Anura, Hylidae. The record is from RefSeq and is a predicted model, not a curated record. The transcript is spliced from 7 exons. Gene Ontology annotation, cellular component: cytoplasm.
UGUGCAGUCCUAGUUCACAUAACAAUGGAGAAUUUAAAAUUUACUGAAGAACUGAAAAAAGCGUUUGACGCAGCCAAGAACACGCCAAAAGAUGAGCUGAUCUUCACAUACAAUGGAGUGAUGUAUCCCACAUCAACAUGUGAUAUUGAAACCUUUCAAACUAUUGAGACGUUUGAAGCACGUGAAGAGGAUUUGAUGAUGGUAGCCUAUCCUAAAUGUGGAUCCAAUUGGACUAUGCUACUCUUACACGGCAUUGUUUAUGCAGCUUACAAAAAGGAACCAUCUGCCAUUAUUCCACUGAUUGAAUUUAAAGCGCCUGAUAAAUUUGAGAAGCUAAAAGCCCAACCUUCACCAAGGGUAUUAGGAACGCACUUGCAUUAUGACAACAUACCUCAACCAUUUUUUGACAAGAAAGUAAAGUUGCUGGUCACGUUUCGAAAUCCAAAAGAUACGGCCGUGUCACUUUUUCACUUCUACAAUAACAACCCAAUGCUCCCCACCUACAACAGCUGGGAUGAUUUUUUCCCAGACUUUAUGGCUGGAAAAGUUGUCUGGGGAUCAUACUUUGAUCAUGCAGUUGUCUGGAACAAACAUCUUGAUGAAGACACAAUUUUGUUGGUCACAUUUGAAGAUAUGAAAGAAGACCUGGAAGGAUCAAUUAAGAAGAUCUGUAAAUUCUAUGGAAUUUCAAUUACUGAAGAGCAAGUGAAGCAAAUUGCUGAAAAGGGAACAUUUAAGUCUAUGAAAGAGAAUUCUGGGAAAACUCAUGGUGUUUUCGGAAAGGUUAUUUUUAGAAAAGGGGAUGUUGGAGACUGGAAAAACUACUUUUCAGAAGCUCAAAGCCAAGAAGUAGAUGCAAAAUUUGAAGAGUGUUUAGGAGGAACCAAACUUGGCGAAUUACUGAAGUAUAAUGUCCACUGUAAAUGGUGAAACUGUAAUGUAAUGCAGUAAAUGUUUUUUAUUUGGGUCAUUUAUACUGUCUUUUAUCAAUCUUGUUAUCUAGUGUCAUGUAUAUGGUACUACCUUAAAACAUUUGACAUGUCACAGAGUUUUGAUCGGACAGUGUCAGUGCUGAGACCCUCACUUAUCAAAAAAAAACAAGCUGGACAAGCACAUGGCAGUGAGCAUUAUUCCCCGACUCUCAGCGAUCUUUGUUUUGGUUUCUCCAAUAGACAGCAUGAAGCGGCUGGGGAGUAAUGCUCACUUAUCCUUGCUCAUUCUCCUGAUCACCAAUUUUCAGUAAAACAUAUUUGUCAAGAAUAUCAGAUGUUAGCUGCAAGUCUAUAUGAACAUAUGAAAGCUGCAUGGGAUUUUGCUUAGUGCUUUGUCUUUGGAUUAAAAAACUUGAA